This is a messenger RNA of Aspergillus novofumigatus IBT 16806, 1599 nucleotides long. RefSeq names its product putative siderochrome-iron transporter. Bases 1 to 1599 code for a protein of 532 amino acids. Gene Ontology annotation, biological process: transmembrane transport. The record is from RefSeq and is a predicted model, not a curated record. The transcript has 5 exons. NCBI's taxonomy places the organism in Eukaryota, Fungi, Ascomycota, Eurotiomycetes, Eurotiales, Aspergillaceae. Gene Ontology annotation, molecular function: transmembrane transporter activity.
AUGGGCCUCGAUACAAGUACUAUUCGGAAGACCGACCUGAUUGAAGAUCGUCUGUCGAAUCCGGAAGAUGAAAAAGACAACGCUCAUAACGAUGAGCGUCUAAAAGGGGCAAGCGUCACCAGGAUCGGAGUCAUUGACUCAGUAAGCGGUCCGAGAAGUAAAUAUAUUCUGUAUGCUGGUGAACUGGACAAUUCGACGGUGAGCACUUAUCGUAACUAUGCAGCGUCCGAGUUCGGCCAGCUUUCGAUGUUGGCAACAUUGAACACUGUCACGACUGAAACGUACAUCAUCACGGUUACCUGCUACGUACUCUCUUAUAUUCUAUGUGCUUCAGCUAGGUCCCUCGAUACCUAUGCCGGCGGGUGCGUCCUUUACGCCCUUGGCCAAUCUGGAACUUCGAUACUAAACGCGAUUGUCAUCUCUGAUAUCUCUUCUAUGCAGUGGAGAGGCGUCGUCAAUGGCAUUGGAUGGCGCUGGGGAAUCGGCAUGUUUGCCAUUUUAAUGCCGUCUUGCGCCAGUAUCAUAAUCAUCAGUUUACUUGUCUUUCAACAUCGUGCAAAGAAGGCCGGUUCUGUUGUCUGUCAUCGUCCGAGCCUGCAUGGUUUCUGCUCGGGAAUUGACCUAGGAGGUAUUGCGAUCCUGACUUGCGGGUUUUCCUCGCUGUUGAUUCCUAUCACCUUGGCGGCCACAACAACAAGUCGAUGGAAGACACCAUGGAUAGAUGCGCUUAUUGUCGUGGGUGCCGGCUUUCUAGCCUGUCUCUAUCCUUACGAGAAGUACAUUGCUAAACAUCCGGUAAUUCCUGUACGAUACUUCCAUGCGUUGUCCGUCCUCGUACCGGUGGCACUUGCUUGUAUCGACAACAUUGGGUUCGGCACCACUCACACCUACCUCUACGCCUGGUCGAUGGUCUCACACAACUUUACCCCUCGAAAUGCCCAGUUUCUUUCCUGGACAAGUGGCGUCAUGCAGGCACUCGCUGGGAUGUGCAUCGGUUUGCUUAUGUACCGCCUGCGAAGGUACAAAUGGAUCGCUGUAGCCGGUUCUAUCGUUCGGCUGAUCGGCUACGGGCUGAUGGUUCGCCUUCGUACAGACGCAAGCUCAUUAGCGGAACUCUUCAUCGUCCAACUGAUACAGGGGCUAGGCAGCGGGAUCAUCGAGACAGUAGCGAUAGUUGCAACCCAGAUCUCUGUACCGCAUUCGGAACUCGCUCAGGUGACAUCGCUGGUUAUGGUGGGCGCAUUCGUUGGCAAUGCAAUAGGGUCUGCCAUUGCUGGCGGGAUCUAUACUGGGAAACUCCGCGAGCGACUGCGCGUACGCUUGGGUAGUGCCAUUGGCGAGGCCAGGCUGGAUCAGUUGUAUAAUUCCAUCACGGGAACUUUACCCGCGUGGGGAACAUGGCAGCGAGCGGCAGUAAAUCAUGCAAUAUUCCGAUGUCUGAUGCGGACGGUGUACGUGACUCAUCCAGGCGAAGUCAAUGAUGUUCAGUCGGUCUUUGUCUUGGUCAUAGCAGUUCUGCACAGACAAAAUGAUAUCCCUUUCAAGUUUCCCAGACAGCGCUCUAACCCGCAUUCUUGCGUUGUACUUGACAGUCUUUGA